This is a messenger RNA of Acytostelium subglobosum LB1, 1473 nucleotides long. RefSeq lists its product as hypothetical. The transcript is spliced from 2 exons. NCBI's taxonomy places the organism in Eukaryota, Evosea, Eumycetozoa, Acytosteliales, Acytosteliaceae. Bases 1 to 1473 code for a protein of 490 amino acids. The record is from RefSeq and is a predicted model, not a curated record.
AUGGAUGCCAUCUGUCUUGGCCUUGCAUCCAAAAGGUUGUUGACAAUGAUGACUAAACUGAACCCUCAACUACACUUUAACAUCAACACUCCACACUCGAUCAAACCUGGUACACUGCCAACGUCAAUCACAAAGCUGCAGCUGGGUGACUUGUUCAAUCAACAGUUGAACAAGCCAAACAUGAUACCAUCGUCGCUGGUCACACUCAAGUUUGGAAGGAACUUCAAUCAACCAUUGGUCAUCGACAUGCUCCCAACAUCCAUUACAAAGUUGCGCUUUGGCGAGAGUUUCAAUCAACCGAUACCCUUUGGCGCGCUGCCAUCAUCACUUCUAACGCUGUCCUUUAGUUACGCAUUCAUUCAGACGAUUCAACCGCGAUCAUUGCCACCAUCACUCACAAAUCUUGACUUUAAUCGACCUCGCGGAGGUACUAUAAAUUUAACUCUCACGUUGGUGAUGCCCAAAUUUAAACAACCACUCCCCCUGGAGAUUGGCACGAUCCCCUCGUCAGUGCAUACGCUCAAUCUUCCGCGUUGGUACCAUCCGGUGCAGAUUCAUCAGGACUACUUGCCAGCCUCACUCAAGCAUCUGACCAUCAACUAUGACUCGGUGGCCAAGCAGAGGGAACUAGGACCAGAUGCACUGCCACGCACACUAGAGACUCUCAAGCUGGGGCAAAGUAGUAGUGUGAUCAUCAUCACCACCACAACACCUGGAUCACUGCCCGAUACACUUGUUGAGCUGGAUGUUGGUGUGCACACAUCUGCUCCGAUACAAUUCGACAAGCUGCCAUUGCUAAGGUCGCUGACACUUGGCCAAAAGUACAGACAUAGUGUUUUUGUUGGCACACUUGGAUCAUCAUUGACCUCAUUGAGCAUAAAGAACAAUCAUGUUUUGGAAUCAUUCCCAAUGUCACUCACAUCAUUGGUGCUUGGCGCAGAGUAUUUUGCACCGAUCAAUCCUGGCGCACUUCCAUCAUCAUUGACGACACUUGAGCUUGGAAACAAGUUCUUUUAUUCAUUGUCCAAUGGAGUGCUUCCGUCAUCACUUAGGUCAUUGUCCUUGGGGUCAUCAUACUUUCAUGACACUGUACUUCCCGACUCGCUCACUCAUCUUACCCUCUCCUCAUUCGAACAAAUCACAAAAUGUCUGGCAACAGCAUCAACAUCAUCCACUCAAUCAUUGGAUCUCAAAGUAGUUCAAUCACUCCAACAUCCAUCGUCUUCAUCAUCAUCAUGUCCAACUCAUCUACAACACAUGUUCAGGUCAAUAACAUAUAAGAUCAAGGAAAAGACAUCGAUAUUACUUGACAAGAGACCAAAGGAUAUGAUUCAAACAUUGAUUGGAAUGAUACCAAAAGCCACUACCUACACCAUUCAUUCUCAUCAAUCGCUUGACAACCAACCAAUAUUCCACAUACGUACAAUCGACAACAUGGUACCAAACAUCAUCUGUAUCAUCAACAACAAAUGA